AUGAGAAGUAAAUUGAAAUCGAAAUCAAUGAAUUGUCUUUUUGACUCUACAAAUGACUCUGAAAAAAUACCAUUGGAUGAUUUUUGUUUGAGACGAAGAUCGUUUAUCGAAAUGAUUCGAGAUAAAGCUAAGGUAACCUUUUUUUCUAGAAUUAAUAAUGAUUUUUCAAAAAUUUUAUAGGUCUACAGUAUGAUUUUCAAAGGAACAGGAAAUGGAGAUACCGAAAAACUGUGUCCGAAAUUCCGAAAAUCCAUGUGCUCCAAGUUUAAUUUCUAG
Molecule: messenger RNA, 276 nt
Organism: Caenorhabditis angaria
Lineage: Eukaryota; Metazoa; Nematoda; Chromadorea; Rhabditida; Rhabditidae
Source: the annotation of a GenBank genome assembly